This is a messenger RNA of Aspergillus sclerotioniger CBS 115572, 2917 nucleotides long. RefSeq names its product alpha-glucuronidase (gene aguA). The transcript has a single exon. Gene Ontology annotation, molecular function: alpha-glucuronidase activity. The coding region runs from base 244 to 2772 and encodes 842 amino acids. Gene Ontology annotation, biological process: xylan catabolic process. The record is from RefSeq and is a predicted model, not a curated record. Lineage: Eukaryota; Fungi; Ascomycota; Eurotiomycetes; Eurotiales; Aspergillaceae. Gene Ontology annotation, cellular component: extracellular region.
CAACAGUCAGUCAUGCGGCAUUGCCGGCAAAAGUCCUUAUAGCCAUACAGCCAUGGCCAGGCUCAGUUUACCCCGAGCGCAAUAAUAGCCUGAUUGCAAAAUUUAGCAUGAAUCCCCCACAUCUGUGUCCUGACGAUGUGGGGAAAUCUUCCAGACGGUCAGAAUGCGUUUGUAUAUGAGUGAAGCAGGGGUCCAGAAUCUCAGGCUUGCUCUCCAUGGAGUCAUCGACAAGGCUAUUGCAGCAUGAGGGGUUUUGCAUACACUUCGCUGGCUUUAGCUUCUAUAUGGUCGCUGACAGCGGCUGAAGAUGGAUACAAUGGCUGGCUUCGAUACGCACCAAUUCCAUGCGAUCUCAGCUGUCUGCAAGCUUUACCGUCGCACGUUGUGUUGCUGAAUAGCACCAGAGGGAAUCCAAUCGAGACUGCGGGGCGGGAACUCAAGGCAGGCUUCCAAUCCAUUCUUUCAAAGAACCUGUCAUCUCUGCCUCUACAAUGUGAUAGUCCUGCAUCAAUACUGGUGGCUACCGUUGACGAAUACCGACAACGAUGCAACGGCAACAUCACCGUACCCGCGCUCGAUGACGAUGGCUUCUGGUUACAAUCCCGAGGUGAUACUGUUCGAAUCCUAGGCCAGAAUGACCGAGGCGCCCUGUACGGAGCAUACGAAUAUCUAUCCAUGGUAGCGCAGCGCAAUUUUUCUCACGUCGCUUAUGCCAGCAGCCCGCACGCUCCGAUCCGUUGGGUGAACCAGUGGGAUAACAUGGACGGAAGCAUUGAAAGAGGUUACGGUGGAGCGUCCAUAUUUUUUGAGAACGGCACAGUGGUCGAUGACUUGGCACCAGUUGAGCAGUAUGCUAGAUUGCUUGCAUCUAUUCGGGUCAAUGCAAUUGUCGUCAACAACGUCAAUGCCAACGCAACUCUACUCUUACCAGAAAACAUGAAGGGCCUGGCCCGGAUAGCAGAUACCUGUCGACCAUACGGCGUGCAGAUUGGCAUAUCCCUCAACUUUGCUUCUCCUGAAGACGUGGGUAGCCUCGACACUUACGAUCCCCUCGAUUCUGGUGUCAUUGCAUGGUGGCAGAAUAUCACCGACAGCCUGUAUACUUACGUCCCGGACAUGGCUGGAUACCUUGUCAAAGCAGACUCCGAGGGCCAGCCAGGCCCUGACACGUACAAUCGCACAUUGGCACAGGGGGCCAACCUUUUUGCGCGGGCCCUACAGCCACAUGGUGGUGUGCUUAUGUUCCGUGCCUUUGUUUAUGAUGACAACCUAAAUGAAUCAGACUGGAAGGCCGAUCGUGCCAAGGCUGCAGUGGAGUACUUCAAGGACUUAGACGGGCAAUUCGAAGAGAAUGUUGUGGUACAGAUCAAGUAUGGCCCGAUCGACUUUCAAGUGCGUGAGCCUACAUCACCCCUUUUUGCCAACCUCUAUCACACCAAUACGGCCAUUGAGCUGGAGGUCAGCCAGGAGUAUUUGGGCCAGCAAUGCCAUCUAGUGUACUUACCUCCGCUCUGGAAGACUGUUUUGGAUUUCGACUUGCGUGUGGAUCACCAGCCGUCAGUGGUUCGCGACAUUAUUUCUGGAGAGCGAUUUAACCGAUCACUCGGGGGCUGGGCUGCGGUUGUCAACGUUGGUACUAACAGGACCUGGUUGGGUAGCCACCUUGCAAUGUCCAAUCUCUAUGCAUACGGCCGUCUGGCUUGGAGCCCAACAGAUGAUUCCGAGCAGAUUCUUCAAGACUGGACUCGCCUCACAUUCGGUCAAUCUCAUCAGGUAGUCGACACGAUUACUGAUAUGUCCAUGGCUUCCUGGCCAGCCUACGAGAACUACACAGGUAACCUGGGCAUACAGACUCUGACCGAUAUUCUGUAUACACACUAUGGUCCGAAUCCAGCUACACAAGAUAACAACGGUUGGGGUCAAUGGACGCGUGCCGACCACCUUUCAGUCGGCAUGGAUCGGACAGUCGGGAACGGCACUGGUUAUACCGGUCAAUACCCAGAGGAGGUAGCGCGCGUAUACGAGUCAUUGGAAGCCACGCCAGAUGAUCUCGUCCUGUGGUUCCACCAUGUGCCAUGGAACCAUCGGCUGCAUUCCGGAGAGACUGUUAUUCAGCAUUUCUACAACGCUCACUAUGCGGGGGCAGAAACUGCGCAAGGAUUUAUCAGCCAGUGGGAAUCUUUGAAGGGUUUGAUAGAUCAGGAGCGAUACGAAGCCAUGGGGACGCGACUCGUCUAUCAGGCAGGACAUUCUAUAGUCUGGCGCGAUGCCAUUGUCAACUUCUACUACAACAUGACGGGGAUUCCCGAUGUUUAUGGACGCGUCGGUCACCACCCCUGGCGCAUCGAAGCCGAGAGCAUGGCGUUGGACGGCUACGAACUGUACACAGUUAGCCCAUUUGAGGCUGCUUCCAACACCACAGCAAUUGUCACUACGUCUAACUCGACCACAGGGGUAGCUAGGACAACGCUUCAAGCUCCAUCCGGAACAUACGACAUAGGCGUGAACUACUAUGACCUUUAUGGCGGGCAAUCCCACUGGACAUUGUCGGUGAAUGGCAAUGUGGUUGGUCAAUGGCUUGGGGACAUGGAUCAUCAUUCUCUCGGUCACACCCCGUCUAUUUAUCUGGACGGCCACUCGGCCACUCGAGUUACGUUCAAAGGGAUAGAGAUCCAGCAAGGAGAUGAGUUGAAGAUUGUUGGUCAAGCAAAUGGAGUCGAGCCUGCACCGGUGGAUUACGUAGUUCUGCUUCCUCCAGGUGUGAUCGAUUAAUGCCUGCUCUUUACAAGACAUGGAGUUUCCUCCACCCACUAGAUACGAUGCUCAAGAAUAUAUGUGGAAGGUAAUUCAUGAAGUGUUCCCUGCUGAUAAUAGUUUAUGUUGUUGGCGGUGAAAUACUCCAGUUCUCCAAGCGCAG